UCAUCGGCAAUGUAGUAGUUAAGUUAACCUCAAAUUCAAUUGUCAAAUUUACACGUCCAAGAGAAGUAUCAUUUCAAUUUUGUAUCUUACUAUUUGUCAAACAAAAUAUAAUAUACUUUUUAAACAUGUUAUAGAGUUACGUCAGUGCGCAAAGAUUGGAAAGCUGUUGUCUGUUGAAAUGCAAUAUUUCUUGCAUAGGCUAUUAACUAGUGCAUUGUGGCCAUUUAGAGAAAUGUACUAACAGAUUGUGUAAAGUAAAAAAUUUUCAACGGAUCAAAUGGUUGUUGUGGAAAUGGCAUCUCGCAAAAGAAGUGGAUCUGGGUCCAAAAGACAGUUAAAAGAAAAAGUUGUUCAAAUUUACGAGUCGUUUUUCAGGGGAGAAGAUCUAACCAGGGCUAAUCCUAAUGUGUGGGAUGAAUUAUUUCUUCUCAAACCUAAGAUAAGCUACUUUGAAAUGGAAAUGCAGAAAAUGAGCGGCGAACAACUAGUUUUGAUACAAGACAAUCUGCAUGUACUGUUCGACCAGUGCAUUGAAACCUUGGGACAUCAACACAGCAUCAGAGUGGUGCAUGCAUUACAGACACUGUGUGCAAUUGUAAAUAGCACUUACAGAAAGUGUCAAAAUGAUGCCAUGAAUUUAUUAAUGGGUAUCCACGCUGCUGAGAAACGAAUGCAGCAGUUGUUAAAUCAUUGCAAUUCAAUACUGAGUGGAGAAAGUCCCUCCAGUCUGAAAAACCUGUGUCUGAAACUACUACUGAUUCUUGUAACUGGAGCAGACAACGUAUCGACAAAUUUUUUGUUGGAGUAUGUUAUGAUGAACAGUAUUUUUGAAACUCUGAUACAAUUGCUUUGCAGUACAAACAGCAGAGUUGCUCAUGGACAUGAUGUGGUUUCAUUGUUGACAUUACUUAUCAACUAUCGUAAACACGAGGCAGCUAAUCCAUACAUUGUCAAACUUUCUAUCCUAGAUGAUGAGUUAGCCCUGAAUGGAUACGGUCAGGUGAUCACGUGGUCACUAGGAGAGUUCUGCCAUCACUUCACUGUACAGCAAAGUGAGCCGCAAGGCAGCUGGUUGUCCUCCCUGUCCUCUAUGGUGGGCAACAUGUUCAUCUCUGAUGACCUGGAGACCAGGACCCAGCAGAUCAGAGCUAACAAUGGCCUGCUGCUAGCGUUGUAUGAAGCUGUGCAUCUCAACCGCAACUUCGUAACUACUCUGACUCACUCACAGACAGAGACCAGCACUCCCCCCUCCCCCUCCAACACCAUCACAGCAGGUGAACCACUGGAGGUACCACAACCCUCCAACCUUCUAGUCACCUUCCUGCAAUACUGUUCCAUAGUAAUGCAAGACACCAAGUCAGAAGCCAGUGUGAACAAUGUGAAGCUGUGUUUCAUCAUACUGACGUGCAUCUCUGAGGACCAAUACGCCAACUCUCUGAUGCAUGAUGUCAACCUAGUGUUCAAAGUACAACUCCACCGCAUGCCUAUGAGACAUCGCAAAUUUGUACCUGAGAAGGGAGCACAACCUCUCGCCAACACCCUCAUGGACCUUCUGGUUGAGUUUAUCAUGAGCCACAUGAUGAAGAAGCUGUCCUUGGAGCUGUACUUGCAGUGUGUGGGAGUUGUACACAGAGUGUUGUGUUACCAGAAGAGAUGUAGAGUUAGACUUAUGUAUCAGUGGAAGGAGCUCUGGACGGCUCUCAUCACUCUGCUCAAGUUCAUCCUGGCUAAUGAGAACCAUCUAGCCAAGAAAAUGAACAUAUUUCUGUUAGGUUUACAGGUAGUGAAUAUUUUCAAUUUGUUUAUAACAUACGGAGACACAUUUCUGCCCUCCCCCAGCAGUUAUGAUGAGCUCUAUUAUGAGCUGAUUCGGAUGCAUCAAGUAUUUGACAACAUCUACUCUACAGCUUUCAGGUACUCGACAGUUGAUGGAGAGUUCAAAGAUACAGCUUUACUAUUAACUAAUAGUCUCGUAAAUGUAAGAGCGAUUAUUAACCACUUUACACCAAAGAUUGAUGCAUGGUUGGAAGGACAAGCUUUGUCAACUCCUUCUGAAGAUGAAAUAUUGGAAGUAGUGAGGAAGAACUACGACAGCCUCACACUCAAGCUUCAGGAUAGCCUUGACCAAUAUGAGAGGUACUCUGAAAACCCGCAACAUUCUGCCUUCUUCACCUCUAUGGUGCGAAGUGUAGUCGUCGACACAAGGCAGAACAUAGACUAUGCAUCUCUUGACCUGCAAGUCAUCCUACAAGAACUGUCAUCAAUCACAUGAACCAAAACUGACAAUGCUGUUGCCUUAUUAAUAUUUAUUUUGUGAUUUCGUGUUAACUUAUUAUUAUUGUAUUCUACCAUCUGUACCAGAAAAGAACAGAUUUUUUACAAUAUUAAUAAACUUUUUAACAAUGUUUUCGAUCAAAAUAUCAAUUGUAACUCAAUUGCCUGUCGGUUUU
This is a messenger RNA of Macrosteles quadrilineatus (aster leafhopper), 2450 nucleotides long. Its product is annotated as armadillo-like helical domain-containing protein 3. The transcript has 16 exons. NCBI's taxonomy places the organism in Eukaryota, Metazoa, Arthropoda, Insecta, Hemiptera, Cicadellidae. Gene Ontology annotation, cellular component: cytosol. Gene Ontology annotation, biological process: regulation of Golgi organization. The record is from RefSeq and is a predicted model, not a curated record. Bases 278 to 2272 code for a protein of 664 amino acids.